Messenger RNA from Teleopsis dalmanni, 1248 nucleotides. RefSeq lists its product as uncharacterized. The transcript is spliced from 4 exons. Bases 1 to 1248 code for a protein of 415 amino acids. The record is from RefSeq and is a predicted model, not a curated record. Gene Ontology annotation, cellular component: nucleosome. Gene Ontology annotation, molecular function: DNA binding; protein heterodimerization activity; structural constituent of chromatin. NCBI's taxonomy places the organism in Eukaryota, Metazoa, Arthropoda, Insecta, Diptera, Diopsidae.
AUGGCUCGUACAAAGCAAACUGCUCGUAAAUCGACUGGUGGUAAGGCACCACGUAAACAAUUGGCUACUAAGGCCGCACGCAAAAGUGCGCCCGCAACUGGCGGUGUAAAAAAACCACAUCGUUAUCGUCCGGGAACUGUAGCUUUGCGUGAAAUUCGUCGCUACCAAAAGAGUACAGAGCUCUUAAUUCGCAAACUGCCAUUCCAGCGUUUAGUCCGUGAAAUUGCACAGGAUUUCAAAACUGAUUUACGUUUCCAGAGUUCUGCUGUAAUGGCUCUGCAAGAAGCUAGCGAAGCAUACUUGGUGGGACUUUUUGAAGACACUAACUUAUGCGCUAUUCAUGCUAAACGCGUAACCAUUAUGCCAAAAGAUAUUCAAUUGGCGAGACGUAUUCGUGGAGAACAAAUUUACUUGGAACUGGUAUACUUAGUGACGGCUUUAGUACCUUCACUAACUGCGUGCUUAGCCAAUUCUCCAGGAAGAGGUAAAGUUAAGGGCAAGGCAAAGUCUCGCUCAAAUCGUGCUGGAUUACAAUUUCCAGUUGGUCGUAUUCAUCGAUUGUUGCGUAAAGGCAACUAUGCUGAACGCGUUGGUGCCGGCGCUCCCGUCUACUUAGCUGCUGUAAUGGAAUAUUUGGCAGCUGAAGUUCUUGAAUUGGCUGGCAAUGCAGCACGCGAUAAUAAGAAGACAAGAAUCAUACCCCGUCAUUUACAAUUGGCCAUCCGUAAUGACGAAGAAUUAAACAAAUUGUUGUCUGGUGUUACAAUCGCACAAGGUGGUGUAUUACCAAACAUCCAAGCUGUACUUUUGCCUAAGAAAACAGAAAAGAAGUUAAUUAUGGCUCGUACAAAGCAAACUGCUCGUAAAUCGACUGGUGGUAAGGCACCACGUAAACAAUUGGCUACUAAGGCCGCACGCAAAAGUGCGCCCGCAACUGGCGGUGUAAAAAAACCACAUCGUUAUCGUCCGGGAACUGUAGCUUUGCGUGAAAUUCGUCGCUACCAAAAGAGUACAGAGCUCUUAAUUCGUAAACUGCCAUUCCAGCGUUUAGUCCGUGAAAUUGCACAGGAUUUCAAAACUGAUUUACGUUUCCAGAGUUCUGCUGUAAUGGCUCUGCAAGAAGCUAGCGAAGCAUACUUGGUGGGACUUUUUGAAGACACUAACUUAUGCGCUAUUCAUGCUAAACGCGUAACCAUUAUGCCAAAAGAUAUUCAAUUGGCGAGACGUAUUCGUGGAGAACGUGCUUAA